AUGAGCGUCGUCGCCACCGAUGGGUUGGACGAUGUCUAUGCUGCUCUUGAGCGCUACGACUGGGAUCACGACGCCGAGUUCCAGUCUGGCCUGAGUGCCAUUCUCGGCGUGAACGGUACAGCAGAACAGGCUGCCGAACUUGCCGUGAGGGCGCGAUGUUUUUAUUACUCGAGGUAUAAAAUACAACACCACCAUCGACUUUGA
Messenger RNA from Plenodomus lingam JN3, 204 nucleotides. The record is from RefSeq and is a predicted model, not a curated record. Lineage: Eukaryota; Fungi; Ascomycota; Dothideomycetes; Pleosporales; Leptosphaeriaceae.